This is a messenger RNA of Dalotia coriaria, 974 nucleotides long. Its product is annotated as DNA polymerase interacting tetratricopeptide repeat-containing, protein of 47 kDa-like. Lineage: Eukaryota; Metazoa; Arthropoda; Insecta; Coleoptera; Staphylinidae. Gene Ontology annotation, molecular function: Hsp90 protein binding; Hsp70 protein binding. Gene Ontology annotation, biological process: protein folding. Gene Ontology annotation, cellular component: cytosol; nucleus. The record is from RefSeq and is a predicted model, not a curated record. The coding region runs from base 1 to 927 and encodes 308 amino acids. The transcript has 5 exons.
AUGCGAAUAUCUCAAAAACUCAAAUACGACCCCAAUGAGAAUACACCUGAAGAACUAGCACUUUCCUAUAAAGAAGAUGGAAAUUUCAACUUUAAGCACAAGAAUUACCGACUUGCUGUGAUUGGAUACAGUGAAGGCAUUAAAGUAAGAUGUGGAAAUGCUGAGAUUGAAGCUAGUUUAUAUAAUAACCGCAGUGCGGCGCACUGGUACCUACAAAAUUACAGGUCUUCGUUGAGAGAUGCUGAGUCCGCAUUGAAAUACAACCCGAAUCAUGAAAAGGCCAUGCAGAGAGCGGCGAAUUGUUGCCUAAAAACACAGAAAUUCGAUGAUUGUAUCAAGUUUUGUGAUAGAAUGUUAGAUAAAAUAAAAAAUGCAGAUAUUUCUGAGGUUAGGAAACAAGCUGUCAAUGGUAAAAAAGCUGCUGAGCGUAAUGAGAGGAAAAAACAAGCGGAAAUUAGAAAGAAAACACAAGAAGAGAAUAUGUUAAUUGAUGAAUUGAGUAAAUUAGGUGUUAAAUUUAAUCGUAGUAAUUUAUCUUUACUACAACCACAAUUCGCGGAAUUGGAAAUGCAUCGUGUGCAUCUUAAUAAAGACAAAAUAACCAUCUGGCCUGUGGUGUUCAUGUAUCCAGAGCAUAAAACCAUGGAUUUCGUUCAGCAAUUCCCCUGUAAUUCAACGUUCCAAGAACAAUUAGAGAUUGUUUUUGAUGAGAGACCAGCCUGGGAUCAAAAUGGCGAGUACAAAAUUGAGAAUUUGAAUGUUUACUAUGAGUAUGACGCGAAGAAACGUGUGAAACGCGUUGGGAAGCAGCAAAGUUUGAGUGAAAUCUUACAACAGCCAAGUUUUGUGCUGACUGCAGGAACACCUUGCUUUCUCAUCACUGUGAAUGGUAGUGAAGCUGAAAAACAAUUUUUAUCUAGUUAUUAAUUGUUAUUAAUCAAUAAUUUGAAAAUAAAGCAUGUUACAGCAAAAAA